Trypanosoma rangeli is the source of this 318-nucleotide messenger RNA. RefSeq lists its product as uncharacterized. The transcript has a single exon. NCBI's taxonomy places the organism in Eukaryota, Euglenozoa, Kinetoplastea, Trypanosomatida, Trypanosomatidae. The record is from RefSeq and is a predicted model, not a curated record. The coding region runs from base 1 to 318 and encodes 105 amino acids.
AUGGAAAACGUUGUGCAGGAGAUUGAGGGAAGGACUGUCCCGGCCCUCGGAGAUCGGAAUGAGGGGGAGGUGUGUGACAACGAUACCUUGGCUGCUCCCACGACGUCCUCAGGCCUCAUUAAUAUGAGGCAGCGUCCACAAGACACGGAGCCGGAUAUUCCAGAAGAGCUCUACAAUGUUCCAAAGAGCCGUGCAAUGGAGGAAAUGCCACAGUGGUACCGUGAAACGCUUGUGGAGACGGAGCCCCUCAUUCAGGCGUAUGACUUGACACAUGACCCUUUGGAGGUGAGAGAGUCGGCACAGGUAGAGUACUAUUAG